Messenger RNA from Heterostelium album PN500, 1623 nucleotides. RefSeq lists its product as uncharacterized. NCBI's taxonomy places the organism in Eukaryota, Evosea, Eumycetozoa, Acytosteliales, Acytosteliaceae. The record is from RefSeq and is a predicted model, not a curated record. The transcript has 2 exons. The coding region runs from base 1 to 1623 and encodes 540 amino acids.
AUGUCUCUAAACUUUAAUAAUAAUAAUAAUGCUAAUAUUAAUAGUUGUAUAAAUUUUAAUAUAUUUAAUGAUUUUGAAAAUAAUAAUGAAGAAGAAUCAAAUUAUAAAAAUGAUAAGAAAUCAACAACAAAUAGUAAUAGUAAAAUAAUGAUAUCACCAUUACUACUAUCGAGUAAAUCACCAAAUAUCAAUUGGUCAAGUACCAAUAAAUCAUCGAAAAAACUGUUGCAACAACAAACGAAACAAAAAAAAUCAAAUCCCUUCAUUGGACCAAAGUCUACCGGCAAGAUUCAUUUCCCAGAAUUUCCAGUUUCAUGGACUGUUGUUCCGCCACCACAAACACACUCACAGGCAUCCAAAGAUGGAUCUUCUUCUUCCUCUUCGAGACCAUGCAGCAACAACUUGAAUCCAAAGAAUAUAUUUAAUUUCUCAAAGCUAAAUGAAAGUGCUGCCACCACCACCACCACUUCUACAUCGAUGUUGAUGUCGCCAUCCAUCAGCUUGAUGCCACCCACUACCAGUAGCACUGCCACACCCUCACAACAACUGAAUACCAGUGCCAUGAAUAUCUCGAUGAACAGUUGCUAUAGCACAGGAACCGGUUACAGUAGUUUUAUGCAGUCUCCACCGAGUACACCAUCGCUCUAUAUGGCAUCUGCCACUCCGGUCUCUGGCAAUGCAGUGGGAUAUGGCCGAUUGGAAUGGUCGAUUGAUACACUCUCCACACUCCUACCUGUAAAUAUUACCAUUGACGAGACCACCGCCGAUUGUGACCAAAAUGACACUUCACUUGCUGGCGGUGACGACAACAACACAUCACAACUGAUCUCCUCACUUCAAAAGUGGAAACAAGAAGAUGAAUUGAUAGCUAACCAAUUCUUUGAGAAACCAUCUCCAUAUGAAACUGUAUCAUCAUCAUCAUCUUCAAUUAUUUGCCAAAAGAGAAAGUUAACUGAUAGUUUUAUUGAUUCCGACGCUGAUGUCUCUGGAAUUUCUAUUGUAGAGGAGUGUGAUCAUCUAGUAAAUCAAUUAACAAUUUCAAAUAAUAAUAAUUAUAGUAGUAAAAUAACAUCAACAGCAACACAAAGAUCAAGUUAUGGUAAAUAUAUUAUAAAAAGAAUACCAGUAGAUAUACAACCUCAGCAAACACAACAAACACAACAACAAACACAACAACAACAAAUCUGUACAUUAUUAGAUGAUGACUUAUUCCUUACACCAAUAGUACCAAAUAGAAAAUUAACAUCAUUAACUCCUCAAACACCUUUAAUUUUAAAUAAUAAUAAUAAUAAUAAUAAUAGUAAUAAUAAUAAUAAUAAUAAUAACAAUAAUAACAAUAAUAAUAAUAAUAGUAUAGUAUCACCAUUUUUAAUACCAUCAACACCAACCAAUGAUAUAUCUAAUAUAUCAAGUAUAUCAUUGCCAACGACACCGACAUCCACCACAACCAAUAACAACAAAUACAAGUUUAAGCAACCGAAUAUGCCAGUGAUACCAUUAUCGUUACCAGAGAUAUCACCAAUCAAAUGUAAGCAGCCUGCAACCGAUCGAUAUUUAAGUUCACCACCGACCUCUCCAAUGAAGUGUUGGUCCACUCUAUAUAACGUCGAUUAUGAUAUAUAA